Molecule: messenger RNA, 1618 nt
Organism: Hydra vulgaris (swiftwater hydra)
Lineage: Eukaryota; Metazoa; Cnidaria; Hydrozoa; Anthoathecata; Hydridae
Product: innexin inx1-like
Cellular component (GO): gap junction; plasma membrane
Molecular function (GO): gap junction channel activity
Source: RefSeq, a predicted model, not a curated record
AGCGCUUUGUGAACAAACUUUUUUAAGUAACAAACAACAUCAAACUUUAACAGUUAAACUUUGCGACAGAAAGAGAAUUAAAAAAAAUUAAUAUUUAAAAGUAAUUUACUUCAAUCUCAAAAAUGGCGAUGAUUGCAACGGAUAUCAAGGGUAUGCUGUCGGUAAAAAUAAAACCGCGAAACGACACAUACACCGAUCAGUACAAUCGCAUUUUCAUGGUAAAGAUUUUACUCGUUACUUGCGUAAUUAUGGGAAUAAGCUGGUUCAAUGACUCUGUUAAAUGCUUAGUACCAGGGGUCAACGCCGUCGAUGGCGGAUUUGUUUCGCAAGCUUGUUGGAUACAAGGGGUGUAUGUAUACAAGGAGUUAAUGUACAGAUCAAGCGAGGUUGGUUAUUUUGGUAUUCCUAAAGACAUGGACAAUGAUGGUAUGCUUGCUUCUGGAGAAUUAUGUUCGACUACGCCUAAAUUUGGGGUUGUCAAUGAUAAAUGCAAGCCAAUGCAGAAAACAUUCUUUUUACAGUAUCAAUGGAUGCCUUUUUUAAUUGCUGCGUUGUCCAUACUCUAUUAUUUGCCUUACAUUGGCUUUCGUUCGGCUAACAGCGAUCUUAUCAGUCUUAAAAAUACUAUUAAAGGUGGAACAGCUAAUGCUGAAAAAAUUGCCAAAAACUUCUUUGACAGACAUUCAAACCCAUCUCGCAAUAUGACAUUGAGAGUGGUGUUCAAUAUUUUAAUUAAAGUAUUGUACAUUGUUGCCAACUUGGUGGCUUUUUUGGGCCUCGAUAAUCUUCUUAAUGGCGAAUUUGUCUCCUACGGUAGCAAAUGGGUUUCUUGGGCAAAACUUGACAACGCAGUUGCUUACGAUUAUAUGGGAAAAUACGAUCAACCAAAACCUGGAAAUGUUUUGCUUCCACCUUUUGGAUACUGUGAAAUGUAUGAAUCUUCAAAGGACAUUAAGCACAGCACUGCAAACAAGCAUAAGUUAAUAUGUGAACUUUCACAAAAUAUUCUUUAUCAAUACAGUCUUGUUAUUGUUUGGUUUGCAAUUGUGUUUGGCAUCGUUAUCUCCGUUAUUGGUUUAAUUCUUCUACUUGUAUCCUAUGCCGUUAAUAUGUUUGGAGCAAAAGAUAAUUAUGGCGGAAAAAAAAUCAGAUCACUUACAUUACGCGAACGUGAAUACUUAGAGUUUAUCCAAAAGAAAAACCCCAUUCUGUAUCGUGAAGUAUUGGAAUGCUUACACGAUGGUAACGAUACGCUACCCCUCUAUCCUCAGGCUGAUCGAUAUAACGAGAAAGGAGCUGGUUACCAGUUAUAAUGUUAAAUGGUAGCGUUAACUAAUAAUUUAAACUGUAACCUAUAACUUUACCCUGUAAUAUUUACAUUUCUGAAAUUUUUCUUUUAAAUAAUUUUGAUAAUUAACAUUGACAUUUUUAUAGUUUUUGGUACAAUGAUUUAUACAAUAUUUGAUAUUUUCUAUAUUUGAUAUUUUUGUUACGUUUUCGUGAACAUUUUAAAACAAAACUGCUUUGUAUAUUUCUAUUAUAAAUUGUGCUAAUGUGUCGCAUUGUAUAUUGAGUUUUUAUAAGAUUUUUAAAAUUGAAAAAAACUCAGCAAUCGGUA